GUUUAUUUGUUUAUUUAUUUUAAUGCCUUAUACGCCAUACACUCUAGAGACUAUACUACAACCUUCAAUAGUAGAAGAACCUAUUGUACCGACUGCAACAAGUUCUACUUCUUCCUCUUUCUCGAGAAGACCUUUUUCUCCUGAAACGAGUGAGCCUACUGUUCACUAUGCAACACCCACAAUAACACGCAUAGACUCUGUAGGCGCUUGGGAUAGUGACCUUUAUUGUGGUACUCUUGAUGGUGUCAUAUUACACUAUUCACUCCAAGACAAUAAUGGUUUGACCAAAACAGUCUCAGCAAGAUUAGAAAACACAAUCAACUUGGGAUUCGGCAAGAAAAGUGUCGAACGCAUCUUGCUACUCCCUCAAGUCUCAAGGGCUGUUGUACUAUGCGAUGCAACACUGUUCUUUUUCUCUUUGCCAUCUUUUGAUCCAAUACCUGUUUCUUUAAUUCAGCCUAUUAAAGGCGUAUCUUGUUUCUCGCAUGACAUAGCAGAGGAAGGGGGAAUAGGCGAAGAUGGUACUGUCGAACUGACUGUUGUCAAAAGGAGAAAUAUUCAAAUUUACAAGAUUGGAGAAUCCAUGCAUUUGAAAAGGGAAUUACCUCUUUCUGAAGCAGCCAUUACAGUAGCAAGACACAGUCAUAUGCUUUGUUUAGCAGAUGCUGAACUUUACAAGCUCAUCAAUCUUGAACAGCCCGUUACGUUUCCACUAUCGCCUACACCACAAGUAAAAGUGAAAUCACCCACCUUAAUAGGUUCAGGAACACAGUUAAUACCUCGCCCUCUCGUCUCUGUUGUUCAAAAAGACAAAUUCUUGAUUGUCAAUGGUUCAGACGAUCAAGCAAUUGGUAUUCUUGUCAAUGCCAAAGGUAAUCCUAUUCAAGGCACAUUGCAAUGGACGAGUUAUCCGAAAACAUUAUGUGUUGAAUUCCCCUAUGUCAUUGCUCUUCUGUGCAAUAAUACAAUUGAAAUUCACAACCUAUUGAAUCAAAACCUAUUGCAAACAAUGACAUUUGAUGCUUCUUUUGAGGCUCGAGGCAUGACAUUUAGUCACGGUAUAAAAGUAUCAUUAGACGCCUUAGCUGAAAAACUCAAGCGUAGUCCUUGGCCAGAAAAAAUAGACGAUGCUGAACUCGAGAGUCAAUUAAAAGGAGAAAUUAGUCGAUACUCAACAGCUGCUGCACGUAUUUUGAUUUAUGGAAAAGAUUCAGUGUUAGCACAAGUGACAACACCUCUGAUUGUUCAAGUGGAUCAGUUGUUAGAAAAGAACUUGGUUGAAGAAGCGAUACAAUUAGCAGAGCAAGCCAAGGACACCAUUUCCAAUGAUAGCGAUCAUGUUUAUGCUGAGCGAUUACAAUCUGAACUCAAUUAUAGUUAUCAGAGAUCUGGUUUAUAUUUAUUGGAACAGGCAUUGUUUGAUGAUGCCUUUAGUUUACUUUCAAAGGGCGAAAUAGACCCACGCCCUAUUGUUCAGUUGUUUGAUGGUUUAGCAUCAUCAUCAUGGCGAGAAGAGUUUUCCCCUGUGCUAUUGUUUGAUGGUGUGCGUACUUUAUUGGACACAUUGGGAUCAGUGAAAGACAUUGUAGAGAGAAAUCUCAAGGAUUAUGCAUCUGAUAAUUUGGCUCAUGUGCGACAGACUUUCUUGACAAAUGCCAGUGAUGCAUUGGAUAAAUAUCUUUGUAUGGAGCGAGAAAAAAGAAAGCAUCAAUGGGGACAAAAUGACUUGCUUUGUAAAGUGAUUGAUACUUGCCUAUUGAAGAUUUAUAUCAUCAAAAACGACAACAUCUCUAUAUAUCAAUUAUUAAAAGCACCUAACGAUUGUAGUGUAGAGGAUUGUUCAGAGGCUUUAUCUAAAUCAAAGAAACAUUAUGCGCUUUCUGUUCUGUACGAAUCAAAGCAUAUGUAUGAAAAAAUGUUUGAAAUCUGGACAAAGAUUUAUGCUGGAGAACUUGAUGAUCCAGAAUUUAAAGAUGGACUUGGUAGAAUCAAGCGGUGUUUAUUGAGAGAUACAAUUGCAGAAGAAUUGCCGCUCUCGGUCAUGAUGCAUUAUGCAUGGUGGCUAACACAUCAAAAUCCAGCAGAUGGUGUUGAAGUGUUUACAAAGUCACCUCGCAAACAAGAUAUGGAUCCAGACGAAAUUCUCGAGAAAUUAGAACGUUACAGUAAUGAAUGUGUACGCACUUUUCUUGAAUAUCUUGUUCUCGAACAACACAGUGAUAGAUCAGAAUACCACACCCGUCUUGCUUGUAGCUAUGUCAAGGAUGUCUAUAAAGAGGUGAACAACAACACAAAAGAAAUCAAAGAUCUCGCCGAGAACUUUAAACAAAGUGCUGAUUCUCUUAAGGCAGAUGGGUCAAAAGAAGGAUCUGAUCGCCUUACCAAGUCAACUUUUAUCGGUUAUCUUGGAUCUCUGCAACAACAAUCACAGCUUGUGAAGGCACGUUUGAUCUUGAUUCGUACACUUCAAAAUUCUUCCUUGUAUUCACCAGAGAUUUUACUUGAAGUAUUGAUAAAGGCAGGCCCUUUAGACAUUGAGAAAGUCAUUGUUUAUGGAAAAAUGAACAAGCAUAAAGAAGCGCUAGACAUUCUUAUUCAUGACCUCUGUGAUUUUAUGGGCGCGGAAACGUAUUGUGUGACAAACGGGCAAAGUAUAGGUAUGAUCCCACCAAUCGUCAUCAAUACACAGCCAACAACACAAAAGAUAUUACCAAGAACAUCUUCUUUAGCCGCAGCAGUUGAAAGACCUGUGCCUCUGAUUGCCAUAGAAGAUGAGUAUCUCUCUCCUGAAAACUUGAAAGAAAGAAGUAUCUUGUUCACUAUGCUAUUCAAGUCCUAUCUUGCCAUCAAAGACAGUGAACUCAUGAUGGCUCGAACCAUGCACUUGUUGAACACACAAGGCGUUUAUCUUGAUAUUCUAGAAGUCCUUGAAACAAUACCAGAAGAUUGGUCACUCAAUAUGCUUCAAGAUUUUCUUGUAAGGUCUUUAAGGAGAUCAUUAGACGAUUAUAAAGAAAGUCAAAUCGUACUUGGCUUAAGCAGAGGAGAGAAUUUAAUGGUUAGUAGUGAAAUGAUCAAGACAUUUAAAGAGAUUGGUCCUAUUUCAAUAGACAGCCAGACAACAUGUUUAAGGUGUCAUCGGGGAAUGAUAAGCAGUGAUGUUGUUCGAGAAAGUGAGCAUGGCCAACUGCUUCAUAUUCACUGUGCCAAGUUGUUAGGUCUAGUUGAUGAAUAAAUCAAAUGAUAUGUGGGGUUGCACGUGAUGCAAUCAUCGUGAAUAAAUAAGCAUAUCUUUUUGCUUUUUUCUCUUUUCUUUCUUUUCUCU
Messenger RNA from Gilbertella persicaria, 3325 nucleotides. RefSeq names its product vacuolar sorting protein 39 domain 2-domain-containing protein. Lineage: Eukaryota; Fungi; Mucoromycota; Mucoromycetes; Mucorales; Choanephoraceae. The record is from RefSeq and is a predicted model, not a curated record. Gene Ontology annotation, biological process: endosomal vesicle fusion; autophagy; vesicle-mediated transport. The transcript has 12 exons. Gene Ontology annotation, cellular component: cytoplasm; fungal-type vacuole membrane. Bases 23 to 3235 code for a protein of 1070 amino acids.